Molecule: messenger RNA, 762 nt
Organism: Pichia kudriavzevii
Lineage: Eukaryota; Fungi; Ascomycota; Pichiomycetes; Pichiales; Pichiaceae
Exons: 1
Coding region: 1-762 (253 amino acids)
Source: RefSeq, a predicted model, not a curated record
AUGCAUGAAAAAAUAUCUCCACAAUCUUGGGAUGAUGAGGAUGACAAAUUGUUGAUCAAACUCAAAGAAGUCGACAACUUGGGUUGGAAACAGAUAGCUGGCCACUUUCGAAACAGAACGUCCAAUGCCUGUCAGUUUAGAUGGAGGAGAUUAAAGUCUGGUCAACUUAAAAAACCCACCAAACUCUCCAAAGUAAUGUCGGGGAAUAGCAACCAUACAAAUACAUCACAGUCGUACAAGGUCGGUAAGCCUUUGAAUUCUGCCUAUACUUGCACGUCUGCGUAUUCCGUCCCCACGUUUUUCACGAGGCCUUAUCAUCCCCCUCAGCUUGAACAGCUACCGCCUCCAACAAACAACUCUUGGGGAGUCGAAGAAGACAUAUUGCUCCGCUCUAGGGGGACAAAGGGGUUGUCCGUUGCUGAGCUCUCAAUACUUUUGAGAAAUAGAAGUAUACGGGACAUUGAAGAUCGAAUCCAUUAUUUGGAAAAUUCAAACAGGAGAGACACUGGUAUAUGGAGUUCGCCUAUGGAGCCUGAGUUUGCUAUUUCGCCUACAUCUUCUGUGUCAAGUAUAACGUCGGCAACCAUUACGCCCAAUAACCCACAUCUGGAAAAGAUUAAACUACCACGACUCCAACUAAAUAAUGAUAAACAAUCUCAACAGAGUAUAGUUUUGCCCCCAUUGCAUUCUCUCUUCCAAUUUGAAGUGGAUGAAUUAGACUCACAAAGAAAACUACCCUUGCUCUCCCACAUUCUUCCUUAG